Bolinopsis microptera is the source of this 2422-nucleotide messenger RNA. RefSeq names its product transcription initiation factor TFIID subunit 1-like. Lineage: Eukaryota; Metazoa; Ctenophora; Tentaculata; Lobata; Bolinopsidae. The coding region runs from base 79 to 2130 and encodes 683 amino acids. The record is from RefSeq and is a predicted model, not a curated record. The transcript has 7 exons.
AGUAGUCAGUAGUGUCACUUUCUAGCUGUCCAGCUUACAGUUCAUAUUAUUUGGGGGAUCGGUUGCAACUGGGAAGUUAUGGAGGAUUUCGACUGGAGCUUUAUGGGAGCGGUGAUUGUAAUCAGCUUGGCCUGCUUUGCCCUGAUAAUAUCAGUCGCGUACUAUUGUUGGUUAUACGAAGUAGCUUCCUCCUUUAAACUCUGCUUCCUCUCCAUCUUUGGUAUGGAGACUAAGAAAUCCAGUAACAGGAAAACGAUACUUCCAGUUUCGACAAGAGAUCCAGCUCCUUAUCCCACUAUAAACAGGAUAAACGGUGAAAGUACACAACGUCAUGUAAUGCAACGAGUACCACAAAGACCCAAACACAAUAACGCCAUGAGAAGAUCAAACAGCAGCCAAAAUGGUAACUCAAGACCGACCACUGGUAACUCAAGACCGACCACUGGUAACAGACAAACCAGGCAACGGGCUGUGAACAUUGCUAUCCACGAUCUAAAGUCUCAGAACCACGAUCAGAGAGAGAAUUCUCCGACGAAACCAGCUAAAUCAGAAGCUGUCAGAGCGUACGUUAAAAGUACAGGAGCAUCCUCCUCGAGUGGGGCUGAAUCUUAUAGCAGCACCACUAUCACUGACAACUUGAUGUCGACUGAAAGUGAAAGUGAAAGUGAAUUUAAGCAGGUGGAACUAGAAGUUGCCAAUUUAGUUGCGUGUGUCGCCAGUGAAAGGGGUGAAGCAGCUGGGGUUAAAGAAGGGAGUUCUUUAUCUAAUACGAUACCAUCAGAAUCAUACAGAACAAGAAAAUGGGCAAAAAUGAACCGAAAAUUGGGAGAAAACGAAUGUCGUCUCACUCAUGUGGCGGAACAAUUGACACACAAACCAGGGAGAAGCACUAGAGCAGUAGCUCCGUAUACUUUGCAAGAGUCUGGGGGUCAGUUUGACAAAACAGAUCACGUGACAGGAGAUCACGUGACAGGAGACCACGUGACAGGAGAUAACGUGACAGGAGAUCACGUGACAGGAGACCACGUGACAGGAGAUAACGUGACAGGAGAUCACGUGACAGGUCGUAGGGUUACAGGGUCAAAGAGACGACUUGAUGCAGAGCAAGGAUCAAUAUUAGAAGUUCUUCAAUCACUAAGAAAAUCUGGCAAUUUAGGAAUAAAUCCAAUAGCUAGCCCGGUUUCUCAACUCUUCACCUCGGAUCCAGAAAGGGAACAAAACGCUGUAGUGAACAUGAGCGUUCACACUUUCAAGCAGUCUGUUAACCAUAAUAGAAGAGAAAAAGAGACACCAAAAGAAAACUCGUCAGCGAGUGAUGAAAUAAAAUCAUCUUCUGAUUCGGACACAGAAUCAUCGCUCAUUGUGAUAUCCCGUUCUCCAAAUUUCAAACACAAUAUAACUUCAAAUGAUGGUAAUAAUCAUGAAAUAGAACCGGAUUGUGGUAUGAUAUCUGUUUACGAACAUAACGCAAAGCAUCAUGUCUCAAGUGAAAUCGAAGAUGUAAGCAACGCCACAGAAAAUCCAUCAAAAUCAUCUCAAAAUAAAAAAGUCGAUCUAGAAAACGAAAAGUUCCCUCAAAAUAUAGACCCCUCUAAACAAGUGUUCGGCAGAGAAAACACCCCAGAUCUUGACAAAAGAGAAUCCCUGGUUCGCCGGAUCGACAGCCUGUUCUGUUCGACCACGCCCUCCAGCAUAGGCUCCUGCAUUUCUGAGAAUGUAUACGAGCAACAAAUACACCACAAUAUUAACAAUCUAAAUAAUCGUAACUACAACAGCGCACAAUCAUCAGUCCACGAGAACAAAUCAUCCGACGACGAAAUUGUUAUCGGCACUUCGGAGUCUAUAUUCAUCACUCAACCCAAUGUGUAUGAGCCGAAAUAUGAAGAACCAAUCACAAGUACAAAACCUGAUUUAAUGAACCAAUCAAAAGCUAAUCCUGAUGUGAUAAUGGACCAAUCAAAAGCUAGUCCUGAUGUGAUAACGGACCAAUCAAAAGCUAGUAUGGUGAACCAAUCACUAGCUUCCUCCUCCUCUUCCUUCAAUUCCACCACACUCCCUUCAGUAACCUCCGAGAUUAACACAACCACUUUGGACAUGUCUAGUGAGGAAGAAAACCUUCCGGGGAGUUAAAGUACUUCCAGUGAUCAUAAAGCCGUAGUACAUACAUAUUAAAUUACACUGGAUCGAGCUUACACAGUGUAAUUUCGUCCAGUCUGCGCCGCGCGCCUAUAUAAACGUACACGGCGCAGACUGGAGGAAAUUACACUGUGUUAGCUCCACUGUAAUGUCAUAUGAUUAUGUAUGUACUACGGCUUUAUAUUGUGGUAUUUGCUUACUAUUUGUUUAUAAUAUUUGUUGUAGGUAUUGUGAUGAUAUAUGACUUUUAUUGAUACUAUCAGUGUUGGCAAGCCUUUAUACCCCC